Haliotis rubra (blacklip abalone) is the source of this 605-nucleotide messenger RNA. RefSeq lists its product as uncharacterized. The record is from RefSeq and is a predicted model, not a curated record. The transcript is spliced from 3 exons. Lineage: Eukaryota; Metazoa; Mollusca; Gastropoda; Lepetellida; Haliotidae. The coding region runs from base 120 to 404 and encodes 94 amino acids.
AGGAAGAAAGCUUAUGACACCGCGGUUGACAGAGGGCCCGCAACACGGAAGUGAAAUACGGGACAACGAACAACCACAGCAGACCAGGCAGUUACACGACCGACCAGCAUCGACACAACAUGCCGUUUAAGGGAUUCCUGCAACUAUUCGGCUUCAAAAAGAAGGAAACAGCUAAGCAACCGCGAAAACACCCGUAUGACGAGGUGAACGAGGCGGAUAUCAAGCCGAACCAAUCAGCGCCCAAGAGACGGCCGCGAGAGUAUGACGAGAUCGAGAUCGAUGACGAUGCUUCCGGUCCAACAAUGGUGGUUGAGAGCUCCACAAAGCCAGAGGUAGGCGGUACACAAGACAAAGACUCUCAACUACAUCGAAGUGGAGGUGCAGCAGCAGAACCCGGAUGCUGAUGUAAGAAGAGCAGCGCCACCUACACAGUACACCACUAUAGAUGUCGCUGCUACGUCAGCCGCUUCCGGCAGGAAGAUAUCUCUGUCAGAAUGAGGCUGGAGAGGCAUACAGACAAGGCGACCCGGCGUUUGUACAUUGACUCUGUAUAUAUGUGUGUAUAUACGCCUCCACGACAGUGUAUAUAUAGACUCACAGUAGGA